CUCACACAAAGAAGGGCUCUGCCUUGAAAUUGUUACUGAACUUUACAGUGGGAGGUAAAAGCCAGGAGAGUGUAUAGGGGCAUGUUUAUAAGCAGGUUAGGAACAAAGCAUCAGAGAUUUUCACAGGUAUUAAAUUAAGGUUUUACAGAUUAAUUAAAAUGAUGGAAGUAGGCAAGCAUGAGAAAUAUGUGCUCUUAAAUGAGGACUCUGACAUGGAAGAAUUUGAUAAAAGUAAAGUGGCACUGAUGCGCCAUCCCCAAGAUGGGAAAACAAGCUCAAAAAGCAGUAAGGAGUUUCCAGCCCAUUUUCACCCACAGAGACUCUGUCAUGUUUUCUUUAUCCUGCUGCUGCUCACUUCCCAGGUAUUUCUGAGUCUCUUUGUUCUGAAAUUGCAUCAGGAGUUGGAGACAGUAAAGCAGAAGCAAGUUACAACACAGAAGGAUGCUGAGAAGAAAGAUAUGGAAACAAACAGCAAAGGAGAAUCCAAACAAAAGGACUUGAGUCAGAAGGUUGAUGAAUUGAAACCAUCACCCUCUACUCCCAAAGCCAAAGACCCCAGAAGUGAUGUUUCCAUUGAGGAGAUGGUCUCCCUGAGACAAAGAGUUGAUGAAUUAGAAAUGGGCAUGAAAUCCAUUGAGAUGAUUAAUUCCCAAAAAACUGAAGAAACGAAAUUAAUGCAGGUUCAGCACCACAGUGAAAAUAGCUCCGAGGAAAAAAUUCUGGGAACAUCUUAUCUACUUGAGUGUGUUCAUAAAUUGAAUUUGUCCACAGCAAUGGAGUUCCAUGAAAUAAAAGGCAGAAUAAUGCAGCUCCAAAACCACAUGCUUAAUUUUACUGGCCAGUUUCUCAAUAUGGAGGAAAGAGACGAUUCGUUGAUGCAUUCUCUAAACUCACAGAAACUUUUUGAGUCUAAGAUAAAUGCCAUGGAAAAACAAUUUAACAAUGCCAGUGAGGCUUUGAGCAACCUUCAAAACCGCCUUGAGGAGGGAUUGGAUUCAGUGUUCCUUCAGAUCUCUCAGCUUAAAGAUGAUUUCUAUUUUAUUGAGAACUUAUUGAACCACACAGAUAUGGGAAGCUCAAAGUCUUUUGUGUCCACAGCUGAACUCUCAAAGGAAACAGGAGAUAUACCUUCAACUCUGUCUCCAUCUUCCCCAAAUGAUGGAUUGGCUAUUUUGCUCCCUGUAGCCUUCGUGAAAGACCCAACACACCAGAUUCUUGUGGAUCAUCCAACACAAGCCAUGGAGCCAGAGACAGUAGAAGAGAAGCACAAAAUAAACAUCCCUUUCAUAAAGAAACUUAAAGAUCUCCAAGUCUUUUUUUAUGGUGCCGACAAAAAUGCAAAUGGAUUCCUGACAUUCAGUGAGAUAGAAAAGGUCCUGGGAGAAGAUGCACCUCGGAAAGAGGAAUUGGAAGAAUUUGAUCAUGAUAACAAUAAGAUGUACUCCUACCUUGAAUUGAGAAAAGCUCUUGAGCUGACAGAAUAACUGAGAAGACUGAGAUAUGCAUGCAAUGUUCUGGAUUUUUAUUUUAUUUUACUGGAAAAAACCACUUACAGGUUUAUUGAUGAUUAAUCAUUCUUUGGGAACACCAAAAUAUCAAAUACAUAAGGAUAAAAUGCCCAUUCUUCCAGUAUGCACACCAUAUUUACCAUAGUAACCAUAUAUUGCAGAAUAGCUAGAGAAGAAGAUUUCUUAAAAUGUUUAACUUUGUAGGCACACAGACAAAAAAGGAAGACAAAAGAAAUAUUACUAAUAAAAAAUGUUUUAAACCAUGGAUUUAGUAUUAAAAAGUUAUAUAACUUGAGCAUGUCUUAAGUUGUAUUUAUUUCUGUAUAAUAAAUAAGUCCA
Pelodiscus sinensis (Chinese soft-shelled turtle) is the source of this 1847-nucleotide messenger RNA. RefSeq lists its product as uncharacterized. The record is from RefSeq and is a predicted model, not a curated record. Lineage: Eukaryota; Metazoa; Chordata; Testudines; Trionychidae. Gene Ontology annotation, molecular function: calcium ion binding.